Molecule: messenger RNA, 1302 nt
Organism: Symbiodinium necroappetens
Lineage: Eukaryota; Dinophyceae; Suessiales; Symbiodiniaceae
Source: the annotation of a GenBank genome assembly
GUGCCGGGGGUCUUCCGGACCAACGGAAAGGCGGAAUACGUGUUCGAGCAUGGCCUCGUUCGGGAGGAAGCGCCGAAGAAGUUCUUCUACCUGGACGAGAACAUUCGUCGUGCUUGUGAGAAUUCCCUUCGCGCUCGUGGUCUUGUGGACUUGCACAUGGCAGAUGCGCCGGAACUGAAGUGUCGCUACCCCUCAGAAGAGGUGGUGAUCCUGGCACCCGAAGACUCCGCGCUGACUCUGGCACAGCUCCGCAUCGUGCGGUCCCUUCUGCAGAAGCACUUUAGCUCGGAGCAGGUUGCAAUGGUCUGGGAGGAGGCGACCUCCCGCGAUCUUUGGUCCGACUGCGGUGGCAAUGGUCUGAAUGCGCUGGAGGUGAUCAAAUCCGAUGGCUGCCGCCUUUCGCAGUGCUUCCAAACAGAGGUCCAAAAGCCGGACUACUUCGUUACCUGCUCCUGGGACAUGCCGCUCACAGAGAUGUUCGAAGCAAUUGAGUGGCAUGCAGAAGCCCGCUCUUUGUCGGAUCGGGCGACAUACUACAUCGACGCAUUGUGCCGGACGAGUUCGAAGCGUUUGAGCCCCUUGGAGAGUCUUGACCCUCUGCGCAGUGACGUCACAUUGGUGAGCGGCGAUGCCAUAAGGGCCAUGGACCAAAGCUCUGGCUUCGUCCUCGCUUUCAGUCGACGUACUGCCACCAGGUGGAAAGACGGCAAGCCAAGCCUCUGGAUGCUUUACGAAACCUUCCGUGCUCAAGAACUGAAUCUUGGAUGGGACCUGGCGAGUACUUCUGGAGCCCUCGCAACCAUGCGGCCCUUUGACAAUGGAUGUUGGGCUUUCGGUGCCUUCGACACCGACAUCGCACAAUCGCUAUCUACUGUAGCAGUCGAGGCAGACAAGUGCACCUGCACACGCAAAGCGGACAGAGAAUCGAUCUUGAAUCAGCUUGCAAGUGGGAAGCUGGGGAUCAGCGGAUUUGAGUCGCGUGUUAACACGACUAUUCCUUCCAGCGUGCUGGGAGCAGCCUUGCUGCAUGUCUCAUACCUUGACUUGGAGAGCGACAAGACAGCGGCGCAUGAUUUGGCUCAGCUGGUGCUGGAGCUGAAGCGCUCUGGCGUCCACUUGACCACGCAGCGCUUGCAGGGUGCCUUCGGCGAGUCGGCAUUGCAUGUCGCCGCCGCAGCAGGGCGAGGCAAAGCGGAUGGGAUGAGAAGCCUGCUAGAGCUUUUCAUAAAGCUUGGCAUGGAUGUCGAUGGUCAGGACAGCGAAAGGAGACACACCUUUGCAUUGGGCCGCUUUCGUGGGUAA